GUCGGUCCGGCAAUCGUAAACAAAACAUAACUUCAAAGUGAACUCGAGUCGCGAGUGUAGACGAAAGUAUUGAGUUUUCCAUACGUGAAGCAAACUACAACAAUGUCUUUGAUUCCACGCUUUUUUGACGAGAGACCUGUAAGACUUAUGGAACGGGAAUUAUUUUCUCCAAGCAUUUUCCCGAACUACCACCAAAAACUCGUUCCACGUGAUUUCUAUCAGCCGUGGACUUCUCCAUUCCGGCAAUGGGAAGAUAUGUACAGACAGAUGGAGCAACUCUCGUCUGUUAUGAAUCAAAUGGCGAUGGAAGGUACCAAGAUAUCUUCAGAUUCAGAGAAGUUCCAGGUCAAUGUAGACGUCCAACACUUUGCCCCUGAUGAAAUUUCAGUGAAGGUCGCCAACAAGCAUGUCACUAUUGAAGGCAAGCACGAAGAGAAGCAGGACGAACAUGGUUACGUUUCCCGGCAGUUCAUUCGUAGAUAUCCAUUACCUGAAGGCUGUUUACCAGACACUGUGCAGUCUAAAUUAUCAUCUGACGGUGUAUUAACUAUCACAGCUCCUAAGGUCUUGGCUAUGCCGUCAACUGGGGAAAGGAUCGUACCAAUCACACAAACGGGACCCAUCAAAAAGCAAAUUGGAUCACCUAAUGAAGAACCAUCCAAGAUUGAAGAAAAAAAUUAAUUAGAUUUAAUUUUAGAGCUUUCCAUUUAAGACUGAAUUGUUUCGUGAUGUGUAAUUAUAGUGUCUAAUACUUUAUGUUAAAAAUUUACUUUUUGUAUUUAUUCAUCUAAUUAUAACAGAUAAUGUGUUAAUAAAGAAAAUAUUAACAUGAA
Messenger RNA from Pieris brassicae (large cabbage white), 833 nucleotides. Its product is annotated as protein lethal(2)essential for life-like. The record is from RefSeq and is a predicted model, not a curated record. Gene Ontology annotation, biological process: response to heat; protein refolding. Gene Ontology annotation, molecular function: protein folding chaperone. The transcript has a single exon. NCBI's taxonomy places the organism in Eukaryota, Metazoa, Arthropoda, Insecta, Lepidoptera, Pieridae. The coding region runs from base 103 to 681 and encodes 192 amino acids.